AUGAUUGUGGAUGAAGAUGACAUGGAGCUGACCAAAUACUAUAUUCUUUCGAAGCCUUUGAAAGCCAGAAAUCCCGCUCAGUCUACCACUGGCAAGAUUCCGGCCCCUACCGGCAAGUACUGCCCUCUACGAUUGGAACCUUGGACGGAGUGUGCUGUUAAGCAACAAGAAAUCUACAACCUGGUCUGCCAUUACUUAAAGCCAUUGGGUAAAGAUGCACCACGUCUGUUUGCACCGGUCAUUGAGCUGGAGGGGCUGGGACACCGUUUCGCACGUCGGCCCUUGAGCAGCGAGAAGGACCUUGAGAGCUACGAACGUUUCGCUGUUGAAGAUCACGUCCAUGAUAUCAUCUCAGCACUAUGCAAAAUACCGAGUGCUCGCGAUCAACUCGGCUUAGGGGAUGGGGUGUGGUUCGACAACCACGCCAAUGCUCUUGACGAAAGUCCGCCAGACGAAGCAAAUUCGGAGGAACGACCUGCGCGCCCCGACCAGUUCUGUAUCCACCGAGUUGAUGGAGAUACCAGGGCCUUGUUGACUACAGUCGAAUACAAACCGCCGCAUAAACUGUCUAACGAGAACCUUAGGGCGGGACUCCGACCGAUGAACUUUUACCACGAGAUUGUCGAACCAGAAACAGUCCCUACCGACGGACCGGAGAAACUAAGGUAUAACGCCGCUCGCCUUGCUGGCUCUGCGAUCGUUCAGGAAUACCAUGUGAUGAUUCAGGAAGGUCUUGAAUACUCAUACUUGACUACUGGGCUUGGGAUUGUGCUCCUAUGGGUGCCCGACGACUGCUCGACUUUGUAUUACUAUUUGUGCGAGCCGAAUCUCGACGUCGAGAGUGGCAUUGAGGGCCCUCGGACAGCCAUCGAGAGGGUGCUUUGUCUCUGCCUAAUGAGCUUCCGUUCGACCUGUCGGGACCAAACCUGGCGGAAUGCUGCGCGGGCGCAGCUACCAACAUGGGAGAUCAGCUUCAGCCAUGCACGAUCACAGAUUCCACCGGGCGACUCGGAGAUGACGUCAUCUGAAUACCAGCUAUCAUCUCCUUUCGAAUCGCCUGCCUCCCUCGGUCGCCGCCCGUCCACUCGUUCCACUCGCUGUGCCCCUGCCGGGGUCAGCCGUCGAGAGGAUUCUUCGGAGCCUGAUGAUGAUUCAACAUCUGCUGCGCAACGAAAGCGCGGCUAUAGUGAGAUCGCGUCCUCGCGGCCCGCACCGCGCCCCACGCCGACCUACCUAGAGAAUCCCCCUCAACACUAUGCCGGUCAAUCUCGCUCACACUCUCAUGAGUUCUGCACGCAACAAUGUCUUUUGGGUUUGCAGCCCGGCGAUGUCUUAGACCCACAAUACCCGAAUGUGAGACUCCAUCGAGCUGCGCUGAAGACCGACCGUCACCCAAUCCGAGUCGCCGAAUUAGUCUCCUUGGUCAAGCAACAGUUGGACAAGAACAUGGACGAUGGUGGGCAUAAAGUAUCGCAGGAAGCAGAGGUCUAUUGUAUAUUACAGAGCAUCCAAGGCUCUGCAGUGCCGGUGUUUCUAGGGCUCUUGAAUUUGGCCAAGAUCUUUUUCCUCCACGGCGUAGGUGAGAUUCGCCACAUGCUACUAAUGAAGAAUAUUUUGUGGAAUGAAGAACUACGACGAGUAUUGAUUAUUGAUUUCCACCGGUGUCGCUUGAACCAUCAACUGCUACUUCCGAAGCCGACCUCAAGUAGAAAGGAACGCUUGAAGAGAAUGUAUACAGGCAGGGAUGAGCCAAGGACCAAACGCAUGUGUGUCAAUUAG
Molecule: messenger RNA, 1779 nt
Organism: Aspergillus homomorphus CBS 101889
Lineage: Eukaryota; Fungi; Ascomycota; Eurotiomycetes; Eurotiales; Aspergillaceae
Exons: 6
Coding region: 1-1779 (592 amino acids)
Source: RefSeq, a predicted model, not a curated record